AUGGCAGGAGGUGUUAGGGCCGUAGUUCUAUUAGCACUUUUUGGCGUUGUGGGUUUGACUUUGCUUGUUCUUGGAUGUGCGCUUCCUAUGUUUGGGAAGUGGUGGCCACUUUUCGCGAUAGUUUUUUAUAUUCUUUCGCCUUUGCCGUUAUCAAUUGCACGACAUUAUCAAGACGACUUGACUGGAACUUCUGCUUGUUAUGAGUUCGCGCUUUUCGCAACUACUGGUAUUGUUGUAUCUGCGUUUGCAUUACCGAUGGUUCUUGCACACGCUGGAGUUAUCAAAUGGAUGGCCUGUUUUUGUGCAGAUCUUGGCUCCGCUGUUAUGUUUUUAACCAUAUUAAGUUAUUUCUUCAUUCAUAGAGAUGACAACGGUUCUGGUUGGGAUCAAUCAAUUUUCGGAUAG
Molecule: messenger RNA, 405 nt
Organism: Enterobius vermicularis (human pinworm)
Lineage: Eukaryota; Metazoa; Nematoda; Chromadorea; Rhabditida; Oxyuridae
Source: the annotation of a GenBank genome assembly